AGACUUCGAUGUCGAGUUCGAAAAUUCCACGCUAGAGCUGAGUUGACCACGUGAAGUGAUAGAAGAACGUAGCGUCUGCUUCAGCAAAGAAAGACGCAUUGACAUUUGCAAACUCAGUUUGUUCAAGUUAAAGCGAAUUACAAAAAAUGGUGAGCAACAAAAAAUCCAGAGGAAGGAAGAAGUUUCAAUAUCAUGUGGACAAAAAGAAGGUUGCAAAGAAGGCUAAAAAAGUUCCAAACAUCAAUUGUAAAGCAAUUAAAAAUAGUUGGAGAGGUGAUAAAUCUGCAAGUACAAAUCUAAGAUCAAUGGGUCUAGUGUACGAUGCAAACAGAUCAUUACCUGUCAGCUCAAAGACGCCAUUGGAACGUGUACCCAGAGAGCCUACAGCUGUCGUAAAAGAACUUGAACAGGAAAUGAAUGCCCCCAGAACGGGAACCAUGAGGAUGCCAAAAGAAAAGGUCAAGUGGAUCGAGUAUCUUCUUGGAAAGCACGGGGAAGACUAUGAGGCCAUGGCCAUGGACAAAAACAACCAUUAUCAAGAAACUGCAGCCCAGAUAAGACAGAAAAUCAAACAAUUCAAGAAAAGGCCUGCUUACUUGGUCAAAUUCAUGAAAGCGUGUGGAAAACUACCACCUUCCCAAGAAGCUGUGAAGGAGUGAUUUUUGAACAUUUGUUUAAUAAACUGUGGACUUUCUUUA
This is a messenger RNA of Daphnia pulicaria, 698 nucleotides long. Its product is annotated as nucleolar protein 16-like. Gene Ontology annotation, biological process: ribosomal large subunit biogenesis. Bases 147 to 659 code for a protein of 170 amino acids. The record is from RefSeq and is a predicted model, not a curated record. Gene Ontology annotation, cellular component: nucleolus. NCBI's taxonomy places the organism in Eukaryota, Metazoa, Arthropoda, Branchiopoda, Diplostraca, Daphniidae. The transcript has 4 exons.